GCGAUCCUCUCACCUUGGCCUCCCAAAGUGUUGUGAUUUCAGGUGUGAGCCACCACACCCGGACCAAAAUAUUGAACACGCAGCACCGAUUCAGCAGCCCCAUGUGUGGGAUCUGACAGUCGCACUCAUAGAAAUUUGGCGGUCGCGGGCUAUGGAGGGUAGCUCCUCAGAUAGCGGAGCGCCGCCCGAGGGGCUGGCGGAAGAGGCCGAGCCUCAGGGCGCCGCCUGGAGCGGGGACAGUGGCACUGUGUCCCAGAGCCGCAGCAGCGCCUCGGGGCCGUGGGGGGACGAGGGCGCGGAGGACGGUGCGCCGGGCCGCGACCUGCCGCUGCUACGCCGCGCCGCCGCCUGCCUGCUGUCCCGGGCCGGGGCGCGGCCCGAGGUCGAAUCCCUGGACGCGAGCCUGGAGGACCUGCUCACCAGACUGGACGAGUUCGUGGACAUGCCGGACAUGCUUCGCGGCGACUCGUCCCAAGUCGUCAGCCAGGGCGUGCCGCGCAUCCACGCGAAGGCCGCCGAGAUGCGGCACAUCUGCAGCAGGAUCGACCGGCUGGAGGCCUUUGUGAGGAUGGCGGGCGGCCGCGUGGCCAGGAUGGAGGAGCAGGUCACCAAGGCCCAGGCCGAGCUGGGCGCCUUCCCCAGGGCGUUCAAGAAGCUCCUGCACAUGAUGAACGUGCCCGCGCUCUUUAGCAAGUCUGCUCCCUGGAGGCCACAGCAAGCCGGCUACGAAGCCCCCGUUCUGUUUCGGACCGAACACUACUUCCCAUGCCACCAGGAGAGGCCAGGUUGGGUGAGGAUUCCUGGGGGUGAAGUGUGCCACCAGCCCAGAGUCAGUGUCAGUCGCCCCUCGAGGGUUGUGGUCCAAACUGGAGGAGCCCUCUUGAUACGUUUGAAAGUUCAGAAUCUCCAGUUUGAGGAUGGGACACAUGUGAUGUUGUCCCGGGGGGCAGUGCGCUCCCACCGUCUGCUGGCAGGAGGCGCUCUCAUCGUGCCUCAGUUCCUCUCAAGGCUGAUGAGAUGA
Chlorocebus sabaeus (green monkey) is the source of this 1021-nucleotide messenger RNA. The record is from RefSeq and is a predicted model, not a curated record. NCBI's taxonomy places the organism in Eukaryota, Metazoa, Chordata, Mammalia, Primates, Cercopithecidae.